Camellia sinensis is the source of this 1603-nucleotide messenger RNA. Its product is annotated as 1-aminocyclopropane-1-carboxylate oxidase homolog 1. The record is from RefSeq and is a predicted model, not a curated record. NCBI's taxonomy places the organism in Eukaryota, Viridiplantae, Streptophyta, Magnoliopsida, Ericales, Theaceae.
GCACCACACACAUCAAGUGUAGACACACUACAUUCUCCCCAGUUCACUAGCAUUCCUUCUUGCCUGAAUUAUAGCCCAAACAAUCACUUCUAGCAUAGAAUUCCAAGAGAAAUCAAUGGCUGCCACCAUGAAAACCUCAAUUCAGGCUGAAAUUGAAACUCACUAUGACAGAGCACAAGACUUAAAGGCUUUUGAUGACACAAAAACUGGUGUCAAAGGACUAGUCGACGCUGGGAUUGCCAUAGUUCCAAAGAUUUUCAUUCAACCACCAGACAAUUUCAACAAAACCACCAAUCCCACCAAUACCCAGUUCAGUUUUCCAAUCAUCGACCUCACGGGCAUCGACAAAGAUCCAGUGAGGCGCAGAGAAGUUGUCGACGAAGUCUGUGAGGCUUCGGAGACUUGGGGUUUCUUCCAGGUGGUGAACCAUGGAAUUCCUGUGAGUGUGUUGGAGGAGAUGAAGGAAGGUGUUCACAGGUUUUAUGAGCAGGACAGUGAGGUGAAAAAACAAUGGUACACAAGAGAUUUCACGAAAGCUGUGGUGUAUCAUACCAAUUUUGAUUUAUUUACUGCACCAGCUGCUAAUUGGAGGGACACUUUCAAUUGUCUUAUGGCUCCGAAACCUCCAAAUCCAGAGGAAUUGCCCCCUCCUUGCAGAGAUAUUCUAAUGGAGUACUCAAAGCAAGUGAUGAAGUUAGGGUGUUGUUUGUUUGAGUUACUGUCAGAGGCUCUUGGGCUGAGUCCAAACCACCUUAACGACAUGGACUGCAACGAGGGACUUGCCGUUCUGGGCCAUUACUACCCAGCAUGCCCCCAGCCAGAGCUCACUGUUGGCCAGACCAAGCACUCCGACAGCGACUUCCUCACUGUGCUGCUGCAGGAUCAGAUUGGGGGCCUCCAAGUUCUUCAUCAGAACCAUUGGGUUGAUGUCCCUCCUACCCCUGGAGCUUUUGUGGUCAACAUUGGAGAUCUCUUACAGCUCAUAACAAACGACAAGUUUAGAAGUGUUGAGCACAGAGUGCUGGCAAACCAAGUUGGCCCAAGAGUAUCAGUGGCAUGCUUUUUCCACACAGGUUCUCUGCCAUCAACAAAGAUUUAUGGACCUAUUAAGGAGUUGUUAUCGGAAGAGAAUCCUCCCAAGUACCGGGAAACCACAGUGAGGGACUAUGUAGCCUACUUUCGUGCAAAAGGUCUUGAUGGGAAUUCUGCACUUACACAUUUCAAGCUCUAAAUUUGGCAAUUCAGCCUGGUUUGUAGCUUCUUUAGUCAAGACUGAGUUAGUAAAUGGCUAUGGUUAUGACCGCACAAUAAAUAAAACAAAAAGUCUAUAAACAUAGAGAGUAUCGAACACAGAACACACAAAUGUGAGAUAACAUGUUUGCAACUACAAAUGCAAACAACUUUUUGUCUCACAUCUGUCUAUUUUGUGUCCCGUUCUCUCUUUGCACAUAGCACAACUAUAAAGAAAAAUGGAUUAUUUUCGAUGUGGUAUGUGUCAUUUGUGUCUUUGAUUUCAUGUUUCUUCCAUUUGCAUUUGAUGUUAAAAAAGACAAAACUUCUCUUUGAGAAGGGCUAAUAAUACAUAAGGCUAUUAUGUAGAACA